Messenger RNA from Parnassius apollo (apollo), 951 nucleotides. The record is from the annotation of a GenBank genome assembly. Lineage: Eukaryota; Metazoa; Arthropoda; Insecta; Lepidoptera; Papilionidae.
AUGUCUCGGUCCGAUUUGAAACGCACACUUGCUCAUCUUCUGUCACUGACCUUAAUAUACAGUUGUCGUGGAAUUCAAACUGAUGAUUCGGAAACAUAUUUAAGCAGCUUUAUUGCAGAUUUAUGGCUAGAAGGGGCUGAUGUUUUGAAAAUAGUUUGGCAGGAUUGCUCUAAAAAGUUAGUGGACGUAAAAGGUGUUAUAAGCCCUAAGGAGCACUUUCCUAAGUUCAUUGGAUGCAUGAAAAAAAUGACUUUACAAGCUCUCGAUCGAUCCCUUAGUUCAGAUAUUGUGCCAAUAUCGGAUGGAAUCAAUUUGGUGCGAUUUGAGCUGGUCGAUGGCUCUAGCAAUACAUUGCCUAUUUAUAGUUCCAGCACAUGGACGGAAAAGGAACUAGAUGAAGAAGAAUGGAGAGUUCUUGCCUUGCGCCGUAUUGCAAAAGUACUUCGGACUCACGUAAUAAAAUUUGAUUUGGAUGACACAAAAUUCGUUGAUAAAGAUGUUCUGUUCCAGAUUGCUCCUAGUCCGCUGAACUACGGAAUUUAUCAUCCUUACCCUUACGACCACUUCGAAAAAAGAAGCAUACGUAAUUGGCAAUCAUCAGUUAUUUCGCCACAAACCACAUCGCCAUCAAUGAUAAAUAAUAGCCCCUGGCCGAGCUCUGAUAUGAUAGAAACGAAAUUGAAUAGAGUACAAGUUGAAACAAAUAAACAAAACCUGAAAGAGUCAGUAACUUGGAAAUCAGAAAUAUCCGAAGAAUUAAAGAAGAAAUCUGAUGCCAGAAUUUUCCCAGUUUACCCUGGACCUUCAACUUCGGUAUUCACCGCUAUUGAUGACCCGACUUCUCUCGCAGACGUGGAAGCGAGACCAGGAGAGGUGCAAGCGGAUUACACCUUAGAUUUGCCGUAUAAUAGAUUUCACUUUCAAAGUCCCACUACUAUCGUUCCAUCUUGA